This is a messenger RNA of Humulus lupulus (European hop), 657 nucleotides long. RefSeq lists its product as uncharacterized. The coding region runs from base 68 to 499 and encodes 143 amino acids. The record is from RefSeq and is a predicted model, not a curated record. NCBI's taxonomy places the organism in Eukaryota, Viridiplantae, Streptophyta, Magnoliopsida, Rosales, Cannabaceae. The transcript has 2 exons. Gene Ontology annotation, cellular component: dynein complex. Gene Ontology annotation, biological process: microtubule-based process. Gene Ontology annotation, molecular function: dynein light intermediate chain binding; dynein intermediate chain binding.
UUACCAAACAUUUCAAAACAGUUAAUCACUCAUUCUCGCUUUCUCUGUCUCUUUCUGCUCUGAGCUCAUGGAGAGAACAGAGGAAGAAAUAAGAAGAAGAAUCAGAAGAGGAGAAAAACAAAAGGAAGUAAUAAUGGGCCGGCCUCGGCCCAUGUUACUUCCUCCAGUCAGAGAGGUGAACUUGGCGGCCAUAGCCAUCGAUUUGAAUAUACGGCUGAGAUCGGCGGACAUGCCGGCUGUGAUGCAGGACCGUGCAUUCCGAUGUACCAGAGCGUUACUCGACUCAAAUAGUGACCAGAAGAAACCCAGUCCCACCCACUUGGCCAUGGCUCUCAAGAAAGAAUUUGAUUCCCUGUACGGUCCAGCUUGGCACUGCAUCGUGGGGAAGAGCUUCGGAUCGUUUGUGACUCACUCGAGUGGAGGGUUUGUAUAUUACUCGGUGGAGAAGCUCAGUUUUCUACUGUUUAAAACUCAAGUCCGUCCGGUUAAGAAUCGCUAAGUGCGAUAAGUUACAUUAAUCGAUCAUUUAGCUGGUAAAAUGUUUUUUUUUCUUUGUCUUGCUUUUACAAAUUUGGUUCCUUCACAACUUGCUUAAUACGUAUGUAUAUAUUGUAAAAACCUUCGAUUAUUAAAUUCAAGUAACUUCACUUCUGGUUU